Lepus europaeus (European hare) is the source of this 1542-nucleotide messenger RNA. Its product is annotated as alpha-1-antitrypsin-related protein-like. NCBI's taxonomy places the organism in Eukaryota, Metazoa, Chordata, Mammalia, Lagomorpha, Leporidae. Gene Ontology annotation, molecular function: serine-type endopeptidase inhibitor activity. The transcript has 6 exons. The record is from RefSeq and is a predicted model, not a curated record. The coding region runs from base 1 to 1542 and encodes 513 amino acids. Gene Ontology annotation, biological process: negative regulation of endopeptidase activity.
AUGGUGCUGGUGCAGGUCAGAGAUAUCAUCACCGUCACCGGCCAGGACGCAGUGCGUCCUCUGUCGUACCCCGGGGUGGGACACCGGCCCGUCAAGGCCAAUGCAGGAGUGAGCGGAGCUGCGCAGGGUGUAGACUCCGGGCCAGCUGUGGCUGUGAGGUUCCGGCUCUGCCUGUACCUGGCCCGCUGCCCUCGGGCAUCGCCCACCCUCUGGGCUUUGCUUCCUCGUCAGCCAGGGCAGCACAGCGGUGUGAGCACUGGCAGAGUGUGCGGGCGGCAGCGAGUCCAGGUCCCUGAGAGCCAGGGCGGUGCUGGGACAAUGCUGUCCUCCAGCUCACAGCGCCCCCUGCUGCUGGCAGUGCUGUGUUGCCUGCUGUCGGGACCAGAGGCCACAGGUGCCCAGCAGUCAGAGGAAUCCAAGCCUACCCAAGAACACCCGACGCAUUCCGAGCCGCCUGUUUGUCAAAGCAUCUUCAAUAACAUUGCUGACAUCUUUCUUUGCCUGUACAAAGAGUCAGCCCGGUUUUCAAAGAGCAGUAACAUCGUGUUCUCCCCACUGAGCAUAACUGCCGCCCUCGCCACGCUCUUGCUGGGGACCAAGGCUGACUCCCACAGUCAGAUCUGGAACGGCCUGGAGUUCAACCUCCUGGGGACAGGGGAGCGCCUGGUCCACACCUGCUUCCAGCAGCUCCUGCGCACCUUCCAGCACUGGGACAACGAGCUGGCUGCCGGCAGCGUCCUCUUCAUCGACGAGAGUCUGCAGCCGAGGGCUGAGUUUGUGGAGGGCGUUGAGCAGCUGUCCCACUCUGAAGCCGUCACCGUCAACCUCAGGGACACGCACGGGGCCAGGGCACAGAUCAACAGCUUUUUGAGGAGGGAAACAAAAAACGAGAUAACGGACUUGGUCCAAGAUCUGGAGGACGACACACGCCUGGCCCUGCUGACGUACAUUUCCUUCCACGGGAAACUGCGGGAUGAAUUCCACGCUGAGCUCACGGUGGAGGAGAACUUCCACGUGGACGAGAGGACGACUGUCACGGUGCCCACCGUCAACCGCCUGGGUGCAUUUGACCUGCACCGGGACACCAACUUCUCCAGCUGGGUGCUGGCGCAGCACUGCCUGGGGGACGCCGUGGCCUACUACGUCCUGCCCGACAAGGGGAAGAUGGAGCAGCUGGAGAGGGGGCUGACGCAGGAGCAGCUCGACGGCCUCCUGAGACCCUCGGACAUCAGAUUCUCCAUCUCUGGGACCCACGACCUGAAACACCUCCUGGGCAAACUGGGCAUCACCCGGGUCUUCAGCGACGAGGCUGACUUCUCGGGGAUCACGGAGCAGGCCCCCCUGAAGCUCUCCCAGGCCACACACAGGGCGGUGCUGACCUUGGAUGACGACGCAUUUUCUGAGCGCAUGUAUUUUGAUGUGGGCCCGUGGCCCUCGCUGCCCACUUUCAAGUUCAACAGGCCCUUCCUGGUCAUCGUCAAGGACGACAACAACAACUUUCCCGUCUUCAUGGGAAAAGUGGUGAAUCCCAGCCAAGGCUAA